AUGUACCGAGACUUCGGGGAACCGGGGCCGAGCUCCGGGGCCGGCGGCGCCUACGGCGGCCCCGCGCAGCCCCCGACCGCCGCGCAGGCGCAGGCGGCGGCUGAGCAGCAGAAGUUCCACCUCGUGCCAAGCAUCAAUGCUCUGAGCGGCAGCCAAGAGUUGCAGUGGAUGGUUCAGCCUCACUUCCUAGGGCCCAGUGGCUACCCCAGACCUCUGACCUACCCUCAAUACAGCCCUCCACUCCCCCGGCCAGGAGUCAUUCGGGCACUGGGACCACCUCCAGGGGUACGUCGCCGGCCCUGUGAACAGAUCAGCCCCGAAGAGGAGGAGCGCCGCCGAGUGCGGCGGGAACGGAACAAGCUGGCCGCGGCCAAGUGCCGAAACCGGAGGAAGGAACUGACCGACUUCCUACAGGCGGAGACUGACAAACUGGAGGAUGAGAAAUCCGGGCUGCAGCGAGAGAUUGAGGAGCUUCAGAAGCAGAAGGAACGCCUGGAGCUGGUGUUGGAAGCCCACCGCCCUAUUUGCAAAAUCCCGGAAGGAGACAAGGACAGAGACACAGGAGGACCCAGCAGUGCCAGUGGCACCAGCAGCCCACCAGCACCCUGCCGCCCUGUACCCUGUAUCUCCCUUUCCCCGGGCCCUGUGCUGGAACCAGAAGCUUUGCACACCCCUACCCUCAUGACCACACCCUCUCUGACUCCUUUUACCCCCAGUCUGGUUUUCACCUAUCCCAGUACCCCAGAGCCUUGUGCCUCAGCUCACCGAAAGAGCAGCAGCAGCAGUGGGGACCCCUCCUCUGACCCCCUGGGAUCCCCUACCCUCCUUGCCUUGUGAGACACCUGCUCA
Dipodomys spectabilis (banner-tailed kangaroo rat) is the source of this 849-nucleotide messenger RNA. It is a transcript of the gene Fosl1, whose product is annotated as FOS like 1, AP-1 transcription factor subunit. The record is from RefSeq and is a predicted model, not a curated record. Bases 1 to 837 code for a protein of 278 amino acids. NCBI's taxonomy places the organism in Eukaryota, Metazoa, Chordata, Mammalia, Rodentia, Heteromyidae. Gene Ontology annotation, biological process: regulation of transcription by RNA polymerase II. Gene Ontology annotation, cellular component: nucleus. The transcript has 4 exons. Gene Ontology annotation, molecular function: DNA-binding transcription factor activity, RNA polymerase II-specific; RNA polymerase II cis-regulatory region sequence-specific DNA binding.